Guillardia theta CCMP2712 is the source of this 2188-nucleotide messenger RNA. RefSeq lists its product as hypothetical. Lineage: Eukaryota; Cryptophyceae; Pyrenomonadales; Geminigeraceae. Bases 1 to 2022 code for a protein of 673 amino acids. The record is from RefSeq and is a predicted model, not a curated record. The transcript is spliced from 20 exons.
AUGCUGGCCGACAAGGGAUAUGAUGUCAUGGACGAUCCCGACCAUGUAGAAGCUCAACCAGAGGCCCAUCAUCAUGACUAUGUGAGAGCUUGUGUGAGGAGACGCUGGCAAUGGGUCACAAUAGCAACAAUGGCCGGCAUUUUGGCGAUAUUGAUCAGCCUUGCCAUGCACUUCUCGUACCUGAAGAGGCACAGGAAGAGUGCAAUAGAAGAUGAUCUCGACAGCGACCAACGGAGGUUCACCUUCACUUACUUCAAGAGCUGCAGCGAGAUGGAGGAGCUGACGAGUCUUGAGACUGAGGAAGACAUCUCCAUAUCGAUGUCUCUUGUUCCAGGAUGGAGCUGGUGGAGUAGCGACUAUUGCGACUACUGCAACUGUAGCACCCGUGCAAAUUAUCCUGGAUUGGUUUAUGCAGCUGAGACAGCAAAGGCGGGCGAUUCAGCCUCCUCCUCCUCAGCUGCUGGUGCUGGUGCUGCUGCGCCAUCGUCUCCUGACUACUCAACAACCAACAAUCAGGUGAAGGGAGUCGACGAGGCUGACGUGAUCAAGACAGACGGGAGAUUCUUUUACCUGCUUGUCUUGUCUGAAAACCUUCUGAUCAUCUGCAAAGCCUAUCCUCCCCAAGAGCUCGACGUCCUGAGUAGAGUUGACCUGAGACAGUCAGGUCUUGUUUACCCACAGAAUCUCUUCAUCAAAGGAGACAUAGUUGCUGUCCUGGGAACUUCAACGCUGAGGGCAGAGGCGACUGGCGAAUAUUUUUCUGUAGCUGCCUGCCAAUUGUGGGACAUCAAAAAUCGCUCGGCUCCGAGUUUGACUCAAACGAUUGAAGUGGAAGGAGAUCAUGUGGCUAGUCGCCUUGUGGAUGAUGUGAUGUACCUGGCGAUCCGAACCUAUUGCCCUUUGAGGCGAAGAAUGUCCAAUGAGAAAGUUUUUCAGCCCAGCACUAGAGCUUCGGCUCCUCUCUUCAGGUCAACAUUUGCAGCUCAAGACUCGAUGGCCUCGCCUCCUUUCCGUCCCAUCGCUCCAUGCACGAGCAUCAGCUGGAUACCUGAGCUUCCUAGCGCGACAGGAUGGAUCUCUAUUGUGUCAGUGCGCAUCAGCCGUGAGAAUUUGGGGAGAAUAUCAUCAGCAACGCAUGCAGGCAAUGGUUUCGUCCUGUAUGCCUCAUCAACCCACCUCUACGUCGCUUCUACCACCUGGGGCGAGGGAGAGGAGGGAGGAGGAGGAGGAGGAGGAGGGGGAGGAAAAGGAGUAGCAGUGGGCGAAGGAGGAGCAGCAGGAGGGUCCAGUUUCCGUCUAGCAGAGCCCAUGACUGUAAUCAUCAAGGUUCCGGGCAUCAUCAUCAAUCAGUUCGCCAUGGACGAGUUUGACGAUCAUCUCCGAGUUGCGACAACCUCAGGGGAUGUCUGGGGACAGACCAGCAACAUGGUCUACGUCGUCACUUUCAGAAGAGUGGAUCCUCUGUUUGUUAUCAACGCUUCGGAUCCUUGGAAUCCUCUCCUCAAGGGAGAGCUCAAGAUUCCUGGCUUCUCCGAGUACCUCCAUCCUAUCAACGACACCCACCUCAUUGGUCUUGGACGGGAGACGAGGGAAGAGCGGGGGAUGGUGCUGCAGCUCGGAGUGAAGAUCUCCGUCUUCGAUGUCACCGUCCCUUCCUCCCCCAAGGAGCAGCAGGCGAUCGUGCUGGGAGGAGCAGGGUCAUACUCGGAAGCAGCGUGGGAUCACAAGGCCUUCCUGCUGCAUCGAGGACUUCUCGUCCUUCCCAUGUAUCUCUACACGGAGGACCAGGUGCCUUUCAGCGGGGCCAUCCUCUUCGAUAUGUUCGGCGAGAAGAUCAAGGAGCGGGGGAGGAUUUCUCACUGCUCAGGGGUGACAACAUGCAACGAGAACAAGCGCAUCCGCAGGAGCGUCUACAUCGACGACUGCAUCUUCACCUUCUCCGACAGAACGUCUCAAGUCCACCAAGUGAGGGACGUGACUUUGAUCCGACAAGUCAACCUCUCCCGCCCAGCCUGCGAGUAACUCUCUGGGACCCUCCCAGCUGCCAUCAUAGGGGAAGCAACUUUUCUCAGCUCGUGUGGGAGAGGAGGAGGGGUGCGGGGCAGAAGAUCGAGUGUGGGGAGUCAGAGGGUAGAGCAGCUGCUGCCCAGUUUGUUAACUAUCUUGUAUUACCAUCAUGACAAAAGCU